This is a messenger RNA of Daucus carota subsp. sativus, 1461 nucleotides long. RefSeq names its product SNF1-related protein kinase regulatory subunit gamma-1-like. The transcript has 6 exons. Bases 130 to 1461 code for a protein of 443 amino acids. The record is from RefSeq and is a predicted model, not a curated record. Lineage: Eukaryota; Viridiplantae; Streptophyta; Magnoliopsida; Apiales; Apiaceae.
CAUGACCAGCAGUAGCUAUGUCUUGUACUAGUCCUUCUUAGGUGACCCAACACAUAUGAACACAGGAAUUAAUUCAGAAUAGAGAUCUUCCUAAUUAUCUUGCAGGAAUCAUCUUUCCGGGAUAUAUAUAUGGCGCAAUUAGAAGCAUCAAAAGUAGUUUUAAAGAAUCCAAGCUAUGACGCUUACUUUGACAAGGUCCAGAACAGAAAGAAACUGCCUAUGUCAUUGCAGCAGACCUUAACUGACGCAUUCGCAAGUAUUCCAGUUUCAGCCUUCCCCGAAGUUCCUCGAGGCAAAGUUGUGGAGAUUCAAGCAGAUGCUUCAGUUGGCGAGGCGAUCAAGAUUCUGUCGGAUGCCAACAUCUUGGCGGCUCCUGUGAGGGAGUCGGAUGAUGUACACACUAUGGAUUGGAGGGAGAGGUAUUUAGGAAUCAUAGAUUUCUCUGCCAUUGUUCUUUGGGUUUUGGAGAGUGCAGAUAUUGCUGCGGCGGCCUUAUCUGCCAGUUCUGCAGCAGCUGCUGGAGUUGGUGCGGGCGCUGCUGGUGCACUCGGAGUGCUAGCAGCAGGCGCAACGGGUCCCGUGGCAGCUGCAGGUCUAGCUGCUGCUGCAGUUGGUGCAGCUGUAGCUGGUGGUUUGGCUGCAGAUCAAGGGAUUGGAAAAGAUGCACCUGCAGCCGCUAAUACAUUGGGAGAGGAUUUCUAUAAAGUCAUCCUCGAAGAAGAGCCUUUUGCAUCAACGACAGUGAGGUCAAUUGUCACAUCUUAUCGCUGGGCGCCAUUUAUUCCAGUUGCAUCAGAUAGCUCGAUGUUGAGUGUCCUAUUGCUGCUUUCCAAGUAUAGGCUGAGGAAUGUACCUGUAAUUGAAAGUGGAAAAGCAUCCAUAAAAAACUUUAUAACCCAAUCUGCUGUCGUAAAGGGUCUAGAGCACUGCCAAGGAAGGGAUUGGUUUGAUUGCAUUGCUUCUCAACUAAUUACUGAAGUGGGUCUUCCUUUCAUGUCCACUGAUGAGGUCAUCUGUGUCCAGAGCAGUGAAUUGGUAUUGGAAGCAUUUAAGCUAAUGAAAGAAAACCAAAUUGGAGGACUUCCUGUCGUUGAAGGACCGGAGAGGAAUAUUGUAGGCAGUCUUAGCAUAAGAGAGAUUAAGUUUCUGUUACUCAAUCGGGAACUUUUCUCAAACUUUAGGAAUCUCACUGUGAAAGAUUUCAUGAACACCAUUGCUUCAGAAGCCCCUGAUGGUGGGGAAAUCAUGAUCCCAAUAACAUGCAGUCUCUCUUCAACUUUGGGGGAUGUGAUACACAUUCUUUCUUCGAAGAUGGUUCACAGGGUUUAUGUUGUCGCUGCUAGUGGAAAAGAAGUAGCCGGUGUUAUUACUCUCAGGGACGUGAUAUCAUGCUUCAUAUUUGAACCUCCAAACUACUUUGAGAACUAUUUGGCGUCGUCAAGGCAAGAGGUCAACAGUUGA